Molecule: messenger RNA, 2675 nt
Organism: Schistocerca gregaria
Lineage: Eukaryota; Metazoa; Arthropoda; Insecta; Orthoptera; Acrididae
Exons: 4
Coding region: 340-834 (164 amino acids)
Source: RefSeq, a predicted model, not a curated record
AUCCGCCCCCCGGCCGCCAAAGCUUUAUCACGUUUCCAGGAAUGCAGCUCAGCGUUCGGCGAGCGCCGAGGCUGGAGUGCCGGCACCCACGCCGCGGUCCCCUCUCUUAUCGGAACGGAGCUAAUAAUUCCAGCAGCGAUGACGCGGGCGGCCGUUGUCGCCGCGCCGGCUCGCAGAUUGAUUCUGCGUAGAACAGCGCGUGGCGCCGGCUGACGCCCCCCACCACCGGCGGCGGCAGUCAGACACCGCGCAUGCGCGGGCUGGGAGCGCGCGCGGUAUUUAAAUAGCGCGCUGCGGCGUGCGCUAGCCAUUACCGCCGCCGCCGCCAACCGAGCAGCCAUGAGGAGGUCUUCCGCCGUCAGAGCCACAGCUGCCAUGAUGCUCGCCUUUCUGGCGGCCGUCUCUGCCGCCGCUGUCAUCCCCGCACCCUAUCCAGAUGGGGCAGCGGACUCGGCAGAGGACGGCGAGUCCGGGCCGCCGCUGGUGCUGCUGCCUGGCGGCGAGAAGCGCGCCGCGGACGACGGCGGCCGCCUGAUGCUGGGGCUCGGUGUCCUAAGCAACAUGCAGCAGUUCUUCGACAACCUCCGCUCAAACCUGGAAACCAUAGAGUCUAUGCCCAAAGAAGAAAGGGAGGCUCUGUUGGGGCAAGCUCCAGUUGUCACAGAGCAAGACCGAGAAAUACGGCCAAAAGCCACUGCUGCUUACCUUCAUGCCUUGAGAAAUCAUCGACCUUCAUAUAAAAUUCGUAAUUUUGUGGCAGAAUCUGAAACUAGAAGCUCACAUGGUAGAUACGACCCAGGCUACCUCUGGACAGGGCUUGGAAGGAAACGUUAAAUUUCAAGGAGUUACUGAUUCUAGCAUAUGAUGUCAGUAUCAGAAAUCCUAAGCAGUGCCAAACUAUUAUUACAUAAUUAAUCAGCACAAUUUCUAAUCAAUUAAAGUAUUAAUAUAAAUUUCAAGUAAAUGUCUGAAAAAAUGAAAAUCACCUUACAGGUUAACAUUGUUCUUCCAUCUUUUCACAGUGAUAAGUGAAUCAUUCAUUUGAUGACUCUUAAAUUCUGUUACUAAAAAUGGGAUGUUUCAUAGGAAUUGACAAGUAAAGCAGUUGUACAAAUAAACUAUGUGCUAUGGUGUAGCAGGGCACCAGCCGCAGCCCUCAUGCUAGUUACAAUGCAUGGAUCAAAGUAGGUAAUGUUUGCACACUCUGUAGCAACCUUGUGUGAACAUCAAACAUAAAUCCAGAUUGCCAGGAGGUGAACCAAGAACGAUGGACCUCUGGGUACCUCUCCAGUCAUGAGCAAGAGGUCAUUGGCCACACCACAAAACUAUGCCCCCAUCCAGUCUCAAGUGACUAGUGGGCAGCAUGUCUCUUUCUGAAGAGGGAGGAAACCACUUGCAGACAUUACAACAGCUUUGUUAUUAGCUUGCAAAACAAUAAGGAUAACAAGAAAUUAAUUCCAUCUUUUGAAUGGUUCUAACUAAAUACAGUUCAAAGGUAUAGGUUCCAACAACCUCCCAGGAGCUGCAACUAAAAACACGAAAAACUAGCACUCGAAGAAGCCGAACUUCUGAGUGUGACACAGCCUUCUCCAGUAGCGCGUUAUUGAGAGCUUAAGUGUUGGACUGCAAGCAGUUGGCACAUGCCUCAUCCAGCUCUUGCUGACAGGAAGUGUCCACAGUGGGCUGGCUUAAAUAGUCACUUUUCAGGAAGAGAUGUGCUACCCUCUAGCCACUUGUGACUGGAUUGAGGUGUGGUUUUGUGGUGCAGCCAGUGACCUCUUGCUGAUGCCUGAUUAGGUACUGGGUUGUCGAUAAUUGUCCUGGCAGUCCAUGUUUAUAAUUGAUGUUCUGACAUGGUUGCUACAGAGCACAUGUCACUUACUUUGACCAGCACAUCAUAAUUGUCAUGAGGAUUGCGGCUGGUGACCCCGGUCACCAUAGCACUGUUGUCUUUAGACAGUCUCCUAAUUUUCACCAAAUAACUAGUUUCUUGCCAUUUCAUUCAACUGUUGAAAUAUAUGCCCAUAUCUUGUAUGUAGAAGACCUUAGGUUUGUUGAUGUAUUGUUGUAACAGUACUUGAAUGUAUAGCAAAGGGAAGAACAUUUUGUGUCAUUGUUUAUCACAUGAAACUCCAGUUAUUAUGCUUGAAUUAAAAUAUUUGUCUUGUAACAGUAAUAAAUGAUUUUGAACUUGGACAGUAAAUGUUUUGUUAUGUACAUAAACAGAAUGCUGGAGGCGGUGGAAAAUGAAUGGAAAAAGUUUUGAUAAGGAUGCUAAUUCUAGUCACUACAAUCUAGUCAUACUGAAACCUGUUUCUCCUGUUCUCUAUGUUAUAUUUGCAGUUAGUUCUUAGUAUUCACUGAAUGGAGAAUUUUUUAUGGUUUUCAAGGCAAAUUACUUAAAUUUGUUACAUAAUCUUUCAUAUCUACCACAAAAAAAAUUUCUGCUAGUACAGUAGAUGCAUAGUCAGUAGUACAUAAAAUUUGAAAAGGCGGAUUUAUGUUACUUAUAAUUCAUUGGAAACAUGUAAAGAAUAAUUCUUAGCAGUUAUGUUAGUUUUAACUCUUAAGAGAAACAAUAUGUUUUUGAUUAAAAUGUUGUAAUCAGGCACUGAAAAUGUACUGAAGAAAUGUAAAUUGCUCACAAAGAUUGUUACAUGACUUUCACAAGAAAA